GGUGAUAAUGAUUUUGUACAGAAAAAAAGAUCUUUUAAGUAAACUGUUUAAACAAAGAAGCUGGUAGCAACAUAGUGAGAAAGAAUUUGGAGAAGAGAACUAGAGGCAUCAAGUUAACAGCUUAUUUACUAGCAAAGUCUGACAUCAUGUUUAGGACUUGUUAACAUACCAAGAAGUGUACUGAACAAGUCACAAGUCACAGUGGGUUGAUAACAGGGAUCUUUGUGGUUGUCGUCACUGCAUGUUGAAAUCUUUAAAAGAAUUUUUUAAAGUAAUAUAUAGAUGUAACUGUUAAUGCUGAAUCCGAAUUUGUUUAUUCAUUUAUUCCAGAAAAUUUUGCAAAACUUCUACAGGUGUUCAAACUUUGAUAAUUUUCAGAAUUUUCAGCCAAUCAGAAAACAACGCCUCUUCCAUCAUCUGUCACAGUAAUGAGAAAGUGUGACAUGUAAAAACAUUAAACUAGCUACAGUAAACAGCAAAAAACAUAAAAAACUUUGUAAGCAAAUUAAAUAUUUAAAAGAUACAAGCAAACCAACAGGAGUUGCUAGAAAUAACAAUCAAAACAGUAGUUAAUUUGCUCAUGUGUCUAAAAAGAAAGGUUUUCAACCAGUGUGUGCUGCUUACAAUUACAUAUACAUCUAAAAAUAGACUACCAACAAGAGCAUCGAAAAUAAAUUAAAAGCAACACAAAGAGCCAUGGAAAGGAGAAUGCUGAAGAUUAACAAAAAAUGAAUCCUUUUGUAGAGUUAAGUCUGCCAAACGUUUCUUCACCUCGUGGACUGCUACUUAACUAUGAUUCUUCAAGCAGACCACCAGAAUCCCGAGGAGGUUAUCGUUUUGGACAGCUUAGCAAGAAUUCGUUUUUUACCCGACACAACCCACAUCCAAAAAGAGUUAAACAUAUAAAAGGUUUGCUAGAUGUACCAAUAUGUACAGUACUUGAUUGGGACAUACCUCCUAUUUCUCCCAGAAAGGAUUCAGGAUAUAAAAAUGAAGUGUCUCUUUCUUUUAUAUCUGACACCGAGCGAUUCAAAAGACUAAGACAUUUUUACAAAGAGAAAGUAUUACCCAACUAUGGACCAUUAGCCUUAAUGGAGGAUUGGAACGAUGAAUUCCACAACUUUACAAACCAGCUAGGACUUACAUUACAGAAUACAAAUGUAAAAAGUCAAUUUCCUAACAAAGCAAAGGACAGAAAAUCUCAUUCAAGUGGUUGUGUGUAUUCUUCAGAAACCGGUCGUUUAAUUCCGCCUCCAUCUAGAGCGAUCUCAAAACAUCGGAUGCAUACUGGACAAAGAGAAUUAUUAGCCAAUCCAGCACUAGGUAUAGUUGACCAACAAGAAUUAGAAAACACUGUAUUAACUAUAUUAUGUCAGAUUCUUCAGACCAGUGAUAUGGAGGCUAUUCAAGGAUGGUUAAUAUGUGCCAGUGAUAAAGAAAAAAAUUUGGUGAGCAACUUGAUAAAAGCAGCUGUUCUUAGCCAAACGAAUAACAGUGUUAAUGUUCAAAAUGUGAAUGGCAGAGAGCAUCACCAAAUAACAACUCUGCCACCUAUAAGAGAGAACACAGCAGUUAAGGAUAUAACCUUUUCCAAUAAUAUUAAUCAAGAAAACAGGAAAAAAUCUUCAAAAGUAGACAGGUUAAUUCUUGAAAGUCCAACUGAACCUGAAGGAAAAGCAGCAGGAAACCAGAAUUUUCAUAAUUCAGUGUCAAAUAGACCUUCAACAGACACAAAAAUAAAUGAAAGUGAUAAAUUAAAAGAUCAUUGCUGCAAUGAAGGAAUGAGAAGAUCAGUAGAAAAAUAUAUAUCGAGAGAUGAAAUUUUGAACUGGAAACCCAAGGAGCAAUAAUUUUUUUUUUUUAAUAAAUUUAAAGAUCUGUCAAAUAAAAUUUCUAGAUUUAUCUUCUUUUUAUAUUCAAAAUUAUCAAAUUCCAUUAAAGAAUCCAUGAUCACAGAGACUGGAUGCUACUGUUAUUGUUA
Octopus bimaculoides (California two-spot octopus) is the source of this 1981-nucleotide messenger RNA. RefSeq names its product protein TBATA. Lineage: Eukaryota; Metazoa; Mollusca; Cephalopoda; Octopoda; Octopodidae. The record is from RefSeq and is a predicted model, not a curated record.